AGGCAGCAACUGGCGGAUUUUCUUGCAGUUGUGUGUGAAGCUUUUAAUGUUGGUGUCUGUGAGCAGCGAGCUAGCUCAGCGGCUAAAAAGGAGGGAAGCAAGAGUCAACUUUGGAUAACGAUAUUAACAAAGGAAUAUAAAUACUGCAAGUGUAUAUGUUUCAUUAUAAGAAAGUCACCAUGAAGUGCCCUCACUACAAGUCUGCCAGGGCCAACAAUAUGGAGAAAGUCUCUGCUGUAGAGUCCAAGGUGCUUCACCUCAAAGCUUCACCAGUGAAGGAGCUCACCCCCAUCAAACCACAAUGUCCACCCUCAGGAGUGACCACCGUGUUGUUCUCUCUCAACAACAACGAUGACACCAAAGCAGUCCACGACAAAGAAAACAGCACAGACAGCAGGGCGCAUGACAGGACUUUAGAGGAAGGGUUUGAGGACAGUGGCUAUCUGUCUCUGCACACCAGUCAGGCUGAGGAUCACCAUGUGGAUGAAGAGGAUGACCACAUCCAGGGAAGAUCCACAGAAAUCCUGCUGCCGCCUUCUGCUGCUGCACAGCAAGAAAGGACAAUAUCACCAAAGCAGUCUCCUACUAAAUGUCAAGGGAGGAUGAUGUCCGGCCGUCAUGCGUCUCUGGUGGCAGCCUCCACUCCUGUGGAUCGCCCGAGAAGGAGAGCACUAACAUACUCACUGUCAUCCACUCCCUCUGACCACCACGACGACCCCAAUCUACCUUUACUGAAGUUCCAGCGGGCCGUUUGUGAAGAGCUUGCCAAGAGCUAUCGGAAGAAUAAGAGGUAUGACUGGAGCAUUGUUACAAAGGUGGCGGAAGAUCAUCAUUUGGAGCAGGUGAUCGGACGCCAGAUGGGUCGGGAGUACGUCGACAUGUUUUCAUCUCUGCUGUCCAGGAACAUGAGAAGCAUCCUGACCGACAUUCUUGCCCUGCUGGGAGAUAUGGACCUCAUUAGCUGUAAGAAAGUGAGCAGAACGUGGAGGAAGAUCAUCUGUGAGGAUACCAGAGCUCAGAGCAGGUGUCAGCGAGCUGAGCAGGCUCUCAGGGAGUCAAAGAGCUCUCGGAGACAAAGUGGUUGUGGUCUGACGAGAGAUGUGGCAGUGUCCAGGGUGGCGCUGUCCUGCAUGCAGACCCUUUCCUCCUCAAGCUCUACAUCCUCAUCCACAUCCUCUUCCUCCUCCACCCCUGGCUGCGGGGUCAACAGACGGGCCGGUCUCUCUCACAAGAGCAGCACGCCCAACUCCCAAUGUACACGCUUCAAUGAAUAUGUGCAGGCCGCCAGCUGUUUGAAGCAGCACGAGUCUCUGCGUACCUGCAAGCGAUGCGGCUCACCAGCGACACACUCGACCGAGUCUCAGAGGGCCACGUGCACACGCCUCAGCUGUCUCUUCGACUUCUGCACCCGCUGCCAGGAAGCUUUCCACGGCUCGACCCCCUGCCGAGUGGUGCAGCCCCGAACCCACUUUCCCACCUCCAAGACGACCCCGAACAUACCAGGGAGCGCUCGGAGCAAGAGGAACAUCAGGCGCCUGUGACAAAGGUUCACUGAGGGUUUUAUUCACUGAACUUUUUAACCGUGCUGGUCAUCUUUCUCUGGACUGGCGGUUUUUCCAGCGCUCAAUUUCAAAAGCUCGGACAGUUUUUACAUGAGCUUAGCGUGGAAGUGGCCUCUGUAUGUGCACUGUGGCUAUAAGACUGUUACUGCAGAACUCUGGAUCUACCAAACUGACUGAACUGAGUGAAGCACUUGUUCAAACCACUACUGGGACAAUCAACCAGAUAGUGUUAUCGGGCUAAAACUGUUGUCGUCAGUGAGCGACAAAGACAUCUAAUGCCAAAAAAUGAAAGAAAUGACUGAUACACUUUAAAAUGUAGAAUUUUAUUAUGUUUUAAAAUGAAAUGAAUGUAAUUA
Messenger RNA from Thunnus maccoyii (southern bluefin tuna), 1918 nucleotides. It is a transcript of the gene fbxo5, whose product is annotated as F-box protein 5. The record is from RefSeq and is a predicted model, not a curated record. Gene Ontology annotation, molecular function: protein binding; zinc ion binding. Lineage: Eukaryota; Metazoa; Chordata; Actinopteri; Scombriformes; Scombridae. The transcript has 6 exons. Gene Ontology annotation, cellular component: nucleus. Gene Ontology annotation, biological process: negative regulation of meiotic nuclear division; regulation of mitotic nuclear division. Bases 156 to 1541 code for a protein of 461 amino acids.